Molecule: messenger RNA, 9606 nt
Organism: Boleophthalmus pectinirostris (great blue-spotted mudskipper)
Lineage: Eukaryota; Metazoa; Chordata; Actinopteri; Gobiiformes; Gobiidae
Gene: tep1
Product: telomerase-associated protein 1
Biological process (GO): telomere maintenance via recombination
Cellular component (GO): telomerase holoenzyme complex
Molecular function (GO): telomerase RNA binding; telomerase activity; protein binding
Source: RefSeq, a predicted model, not a curated record
UCCGCGGCGUGUGUCAGUGCAGCAGUUGUCACGACGCGAGUGGGUUUCCUGUAAGCGAAACGCAGCCGCAGACUCGUCCAGACAUGAAGACCUUGAGUUUAUCUACGGGGGCUUCUGGAGAUGGGCGGAGUCUGUCAUACACCUGCACCGCUCCAAAUCUGGAAAACAAGCUGCUCUCCCAAACGUCCACUUUACUCAAACCCCCAAAUAGUAGUAAUACUUUGUCAUCUCUGUCUCUCCUCUGCCCCUCUCUCCAGCCCUCCCUCCUCUCCUCCACCACCUCUAAACUCCUGUCUCAAACGUUCCCGUCCUCCUCCUCUCUUCUCUGUACCCAGAAUAAGCUGUUAAACACAGACUCUCCUCUCACAUCAGCCCCUCAGCCCUCAGUAGUGUCCACGGCUCUGCCUGGGAGCUCUCUGUUGAACAGGUUUGCACAUAGUGCAGUGAAGGAGACAGAUGGAGGGGCCCAGAGCAGAGACACACCCAGUCCCAUGUGCUGUGCUGGGGAAGACACCACUGUGCAUUACUCUGAGGAUGAAGCGGACAUGUCUGAAGAAGAGUCCUCCCUGUUUGUGGAGGAAGAAGAGAGCACGUCGGCUAUCUUUGAAUCCCCUGAUAUGGAGGAAGAGGAAGUGGCCCCAGAGGAGCGUAAAGUCAUAACACAGGAGUUUGAGGAGCUGAAGAGAGAUGAGAAGGACAGAGAGGAGAGGAUCAAGGACAACAAGUACCUUCUGCUGAACCUGGUGUGCUGUUCGUUGGUGAAUAAGUCCAAGUCUCCGGGUCAGGAGGACUGGAACAGCGAGGACUCGGUCUGGACUAAACUCAUUAACCUCAGCAAAGAAAUUUCAGAACAAGACCCUGAGUUUCUGCUAAAGGUGGCCGUUUACACUCGCCAGGAGCUGAACAUCAGGAUCACAGCUAACUUCCUGUUAGCUAUAGCGGCUAACCUCACCUCUACAAAGUGCCACUUCCGGCGGUAUUUCUGCGCCGCGGUUCAGCUCCCCUCAGACUGGCUUGAGGUGGUCAGGAUCUACAGCACUUGUUUCAGUCGCUCUCUGCCCAUGUGUCUGAAGAAGGGACUAACGGACAAAUUCAAACAGUUCAGUGAAUAUCAGCUCGCAAAAUACAACACUCGAAAACAUCGCUGUAAACACAACAAAAAGAGGUCCAACGCAAAGCAGAAUCCUUCGGAACGAGAGCUGACACGCUGGGCAAACCUGGUCAGAACAGAACCAGCUGUGAUCCGAAAACUUAUGAUGGGCAGUCCCAAAAAACAGGUGGUGGAUAAAAAACAGAGUGAGUUUAGUUUGAAGAAAAUGAUCAAAAGACUUCACAUUAAAGAACCAGCCGAAUAUGUGAUGGCCAUUUUGGGACGCAAGUACCCUUCUGAUGCGAAGAUGUUCACUCGCAGUGGGAUUAAAGGGACGUGGGACCGAGACAGAGCCGGGAAAAGGAUGAAACUUAAAGAACCAGAAACCUGGGAGCGCCUGCUGUGUCAGGAGGGAAACAAGGCCGCUACAUGGGAGAAACUCAUAGACAACAACUCUCUUCCUUUUAUGGCGAUGCUGAGAAACCUGAGAAACAUGAUCACGACCGGAAUAAGUGAAGCCCACCACAGACAGAUACUCGGCAAACUCACCAAUAAGAAAGCUGUGAUUCAGAGUCGUCAGUUUCCCAUUCGGUUCCUUGCAGCUUAUAAAGUCAUCUUGGAGCUGCAGACUUUAGCCACAGCUACAGCUGAGGCCGUUCCAUCGAGACAGAACAUCCUAAAAGAAGUCCUUAAGAAGAUUCCUAAAAGUAUGAGGUUUAAGAAUCAGGAGUGGGACAAGAGCCCAAAGAGCCGUCUGCGCUGUACUUUGUCUGUACCUCUGGUCUACAGACUCUACAAGACCAAGAGGGCCCAGCUGCUGUCUGCCGCCAGUAAGAAGACAUACUCUGUGGCGUUACUGCAACGUUACCGCAGCGCCCUGGAGAAGGCAGUUCAGAUCUCUGCUCGUUACAACAUCCCCCCUCUACCCGGGAAAACUGUGGUCCUCCUCAACCCAGACAUGCAUUACCCCUGCUCCCCCCAAGACUUUUGCCUCCCCCCAGACCCCAACGCGCUCCAGAGAGAGGAGGGAGAGGAGGAAGAGAUGAGAGCUCGAAGAAAGAGGCGUGGGAGAGAACAGACUCCAGACGAUUCACUCUCCCCAACUCUUUUGGAGAUGGGGGCGCUGUUGUCUCUGAUGAUCGGAAGCAGUGCAGAGGACUUCAGUUUGGUCCUUACCACCUUCGACGGAUGGAGACCAGUCAAACUGGAGUCGGAUGUCUUGCUCGAAAAUAUACGAGUCAUCACCAACAGAGUCAAGCAACUGAAAGAUAUGCAUAUUCAUGAAGAAAGAGAAGAAGACAAGAAGAAGUCAGGAACCUUCAGUUUGUCAGAGCAAAACAGGGUGGAUAACAUCAUUGCAGUAAGCGACUCCUGGUUUAACAGUGACAUUGAAUGGGCCAUGAGCAAGUACAGGAAAGACAUCAACACCAAAGCCCUUCACAUUAAAAUACUCCUCAGCUCUAAUAAUGCUGAAUACAACACAGAUAGAAACUGUGUAUUACUGACAGGAUUCAGUGACCAAAUACUCAGGUUUGUAGCAGAGCGUGGUUCAUCCCGACUGUUGGAUCACGUGGAGCAUUUGGACAAAGUUUACAAUAUUCCACCACCAGAGGGCGCUAAAGAGGCUCUGAGGGACAGUACUGCAGUGUCCAUACCAUCCAGUCCCAGCAUGAGGUGGCGGGGCGUGCGUGUCUUCAUCUCCUCCACGUUCAGGGACAUGCACUCGGAGCGGGACCUCCUGGUUCGCUCGGUGUUCCCUGAGCUGAGGCGCAGGGCUGCUCCACACUGCCUCUACCUGCAGGAGGUGGAACUGCGCUGGGGCGUGACAGAGGAGGAGUCAGGCAGAACCGUAGAGCUCUGCCUGAACGAGGUGUGCCGCAGCCAGGUGAUGGUGCUGCUUCUGGGGGAGAGGUACGGACUCACGCCCCCCAAACCUCAACUACCAGAGCUGCCACAGUACAGCUGGUUAUCGUCCGCCCCUGAAGGCCUCUCUGUCACAGAGAUGGAGAUUCGACAGUUUGAGGCUCUUUAUCCAAACGCUGCAGAGAGAAUGUUCUGCUACUUUAGAGACCCCAACAUCACCAAAUCGGUGCCUGUGGCCUGGAGAGGCGACUUCGCUCCUGAAUCCAGAGAAGCAGAAUCCAAAAUGGCCGCCCUGAAGGAUCGACUGAGGGAGAGUGCAGCCAGAGUCACUGAGGAUUAUCCAAGUGAAUGGGGAGGAGUUGUUGAUGGAAAACCGUAUUUGAAAAACCUGGAGUUUUUCCGUAAGACGGUCCUGGAGGAGUUAUGGACUGCUGUGAAGGAGCAGUUCAUUGAGCCUGCAGACGAGUCCACGGUGUUGUCUGAAGAGUCUGAACAGGAAGCGCAUCAGGAGCUUUUGUGUCGUCAGUUUUUCGGGCGAUCCAAACUUCUCUCCUCUGCUGUGACUCUGGUAGAACGGGCUCAGACCAAAGGAGGGCUGCUGGUGCUGGAGGGAGGGGCCGGAGAGGGGAAAACCGUCUUCAUGGCCGCAUUGGGACAUGCUCUGAAAACUACAAAGAUGAAGCCAAAGCAUGAGGUCAGUUCCUACUCUGCGGCAGCCAACAAAUCAGCUCGCUCCGUGGACAAAACAACACGUGAUGUCAUCUCCUACUCGACCUCCGCCAGCCAGUCAGCUUGCUCCGUGGAAAACCUGCUUCGAUUCCUCAUUAAAGGUUUGAGGAAAAGUAACGAAACUGAGGAUGAAAUGCCAUUGCCCCAAUCGUACGAGGAGCUGGUGACUCAGUUUCACUCAGUUUUAAGUCAGAUUCAGAAAAACUCUCCUUUGGUGAUUCUCGUGGAUGGAGUCGAUCUUCUUCAGGACGGCAGCGGUCACAUCAUCUCUGACUGGAUCCCACAGCACCUCCCACAGGGAGUGUGUCUGGUUCUUAGCGUCCCGACCUCCUCUUCACUCCUUCAGACUCUGGUGAAGAAAAAGGCCUCUCUGCUGUUCACUCUGGCUCCUCUCACCAUGGACGACCGCAAACAGAUCGUCCAGAAACGACUCGACACCUUUGGGAAGAAACUGAGCGACUCUGCCUUCAACAACCAGGUCCAGACUCUGAUCAUGAAGAAGGGAGCGGUGAGCCCUCUGUACCUGCACUUGGCCUGUGAAGACCUCAGGAACUUUGCUUCAUUUGAUAAAUUGAAGGACAGCCUGCAGAUGUUGCCUCAGUCUCUGCCUCAGUUGGUCCAGUUCAGUUUGGAUCGACUCUGCUCCGAGUUCAGAGGGAUCCAGGGGCUGCCCUGGGCUUUGGCUGCUCUCACCCUCAGCUCCAUUGGACUGAAGGAGAGAGAGCUGUAUGCUGUCCUGAACAUCUGUAAUGACCUUUAUACAACACAGGGGACGCUCUCCUGGGACAGUGCUCUGGACCUGAGCAGGAAACCCAGAGGAAGAGUCCCACUGGCCAAUUUCACUCGCAUAGUUCACAGUCUGCAUAGUCUGAUUGGCUCCUCAAACUGCUCUGACACAAAUGACCUUGUGGUUCUGUCCAACCCUGAAGUGAGACGAGCUUUUGAAGAGUUUUUCCUCCCGACAGAAACUGACCGCCGCAGAGCCAACCUCGUACUUGCUGCUCAUCUGUGGACCUCAGCUGAUCCGAUGGGGGCUGACACUUUCCUUCACUGUGAGGCCUCUGCUGUCAUGCAGCUCCCACACUGCCUGAUGCAGUGUAAUCAGAAGGACCCUUUAAAGUCCCUUCUCUCCAGUUACUACUUCAUCUUUGCCAACGUGCGCCAUGGACUUCUGCAUCACGUCCUCAAGAUCUACAACUCAUUCAACUCUUCAGAUGAGGUUGUGAUGGAUUGCCUGAUGUUUCUGGAACGUCACUCCUCUUUGCUCUCAUCUUGGCCGGCGCUUUUUGUUCAACAAGCUCUGAACGAGAAGCCUGAAUCCUCUGCACACAUCUGGGCCCAAAGCAUGAUGGGAAAAGGAGGAGUCCGGGCUGUGAAGUGGCUCAACAACACUGAAAGUAACCAGGACAUGGGUGCGCUGGUGUCUUCGUUCUCCUCUGAACUCUCCUGCUUGGUCCUGAGUCCUGAUGGACAGAUGAUGGUGGUGGGGACAGGACGUGGGAGUCUGCACUUCGUCCACACACAAACUGGACAGGAGGUGCGUUCUCUGGUGAGCAGCUGUGAUGGUGUCUCCAGUUGUGUUUUUGUAAAAGACGGACGUUUGGCUUCCACCUCCUUCGACGGGAAAAUAGAAAUGUGGGACGUGGAGAAUGGAUGCAGGACGGCUGUUGUUGAUGGACACAAGAAUGCUAUAACAGGAAGUGACCUCUCUACAGACAAGAAGCACCUUGCUACUGUGUCUCUGGACUCCAUGUUAAAAGUGUGGAGUGCCUCUAAAGGGGAGCAGGUGGCCUUUAUGCACAGCACCUGCCCCAUGAACUGCGUGACCUUUGACCCGGAAGGACACGCCCUCGCCGUCGGCUGUUGGAACGGCAACGUCACCGUGUGGAAUUGGCUCCAGAACACAACCAUCGCAUCCCUGGUUGGUCAUGGGCGCUCGGUGCACAGUGUGGCCUUCUCCUCCUCCUCUCUGCUCUGCUCGGGGUCAGUCUCUGGGGAGGUCCGGGUCUGGUCCGUGUUCAGUGCUUCGUGUGUGGGAUGUUUUCAGGCUCACACCGGCUCCACGGAAGCUCUGACCUUCAUCGACAACGGGAGGAAGCUGUUGACCGCUGGGGCUGACCACAUGAUCCAGCUCUGGUCUGGGGGACUUGGACGAUCAGUCAGUACUCUGAAAACUGAAAAGUUUCUUUGUGAGCCGCCUCAGAAGCGGAGGAAAGCGCCCGACACAGACCCUGCUUUGUGUGUGUCUGUGAGAGGAGACACUGCAGCUGUGGGAACCAAAGAAAGCAUCAAACUCUUCACUGUGGACUCAGGAGAAAAGAUCUGGACGUCUGAUGACCUCCCCUCCUCUGUCCACUGUUUACUCUGGGUCUCUGUUAACUUGGGUCUUGACCAGGAUCAGAACCAGGAUCAGAACCAGGAUCAGAACCAGGAUCAGAACCAGGAUCAGAACCCCAGGUCUAAGUCCGAGCUGCUGGUCUCAGGAGGACAGGACCGGCUAGUGCGGGUCUGGAGAGAAUGUGAUGAAGAACAGGGGCUGAUGGGAGGUCUGGAGGUGGCGGCUAUGUUGGAUUCUCACCAGGGUCCAGUGCUUGCUUUGGCUAAAAAUGACACUUACCUGGCAACUGCCUCAGAUGACUGCUCGGUGGCUCUGUGGCUGCUCUCCUCUCUCCUCUCCUCCGUCCCUCCUCACUCCAUCCUCAGAGCUCACAGCAGAGGGGUCACCUGCCUCUCCUUCAGUCCAGAGGGAGACCAGCUGCUGUCUGGAGGAAAGGACCAGGCUUUGAUAUUAUGGGAUGUGAGUUCGACUCCUGUUUUGUCGAAGUCUCUCUUUCACUGCCACAGAGACUGGAUCACCGGUUGUGCCUGGACUAAAGACUGUGUGGUGAGCUCCUCAAACGAUGGUCGACUUUGUUUUUGGGAUUUAGAAACUGGGAAAAGCAUCAAAGAAAUCUCCUGGAAGAAUCCCCUCACCUCCGUCUGCUGCCAGGGUCCGUAUGUGGUGGCGGGCUGCUCAGAGGGAGGACUCCAUGUUUGGAAGUGGGACUCUGCUGUAGAAAUAUGCCACAUCUCAGCUCAUAACCUGUCCAUCCACCACUGUGCUCUCAUCACUGAUGCCAAAGAGUCAAACCCAGAGGAUCUGACUGUGGUGACAGCUUCAGAAGAUGGAACAGCUAAAGUCUGGAAACCACUGCAGGUGGAGCACUGCAGCUCAUUCCUGGGUCACACUGGAACCAUUCGAGGAGUGGUCCCAAAGAUGGCGUCUGCUGAGCUGCUCACGGUGUCUGAGGAUGGCUCUGUGCGCUGCUGGGACUGGAACAUGGAAUCUCCUCCAUUCCGAAAAGGCACCGUCACUGCUCUGUGCUUCUAUCAGAGAAACGCACUGCUCAUCUCCGGGUUUGAGAGCGGUUUACUCGAGUUUUGGUUCAACAGUCGCCUGGUCGGACACAAGCAGGUUUCUAAAGGGCCAGUGACGGCUCUGUGCUCGAUGCCGGAUGGACUGGUUGCUGUGGGAUACAGAGAGCCUCGUGUGGAUGUGUUCAAACUGGUGUGGACCCAAAGCAGCUCUGUGAGCCUGGUGAAGGUGAAGUCUUAUGAUGUAGAAGAGUGUGUGAUCUGCCUGAACUUCUGCUGUUCACUUCUGGGCGUCUCUCAAAAUGGAUAUAUUCUAAAUGUGUGUUGUCGAGACAAGAAUGACCCCUGGUCAUCCAGGAUCACAUAUUGGCACACUAGCACACGUUUCUUGAGUUUGACUCCAAACGAUGAGAAAAGUGCCUGGUUGUUGGGAGAAGAGGAGGGAGCACUGAAACUGGGGAUUGUGUUCUCUCUGGGCCCAAAGUGUGAGCACACCCAGGCCUUUGAAAACCUGCAACUCUUUUCAGACAAAGGAGCCCUCAUCACUGCAGCCACUGUCCUCAAUGAUUUCAUCGUUUGUGGAGAUGUUAAGGGAAACAUGUGGUUUAAUCUUCCUCCAGACACUUCCUCCUGGAGCAACCGAAAACCAGCACACACUGACAGGAUUACGGUGCUGAGACUGACUAAAGACACCAUCAUCUCAGCUUCUCAUGACAAAUCGGUGAAAAUCUGGGACAGAGGAACCAAGAAACAGUUGGGGAUGUUCGUGUGUGGAGCUCCGGUUGUCCUUUUGGAGAUCGACCCUGAAGACCAAACUAAAUUUGUGUGUGGAGACCGUCUUGGAAACAUCUACUUCCUCUCGUGGACACAAUAAAGAUCUUAACCCUCUGCACAACAAUCACUAGUUUAAACACUACAAAAACAACUCUGAUUUAGUUAAACCUGCCUGAAUGAAUCGUGAGUAUAGGCGGUGUAUAUAAUGGAUAUUGAACGUUCCAAACAGGAAGUGGUGCCGUCAACUCUCUAGUUCACUUCCUAUUGAAAAAUGUAAUCGCAUUAACCCCUACUAGAUGAUCCUGUGGUUUUUAUUUCGCUUUUUCACUAGAGGUUUAUGGGAAAAAUGAAUGGAGAAUUUACUUGUGUGUGUAUACGGGACUGUUGUGGAACUAGAUCAUAGAGCUCAUCUUCCUACAUUUGAACAGAAAUGAAGAGCGACUGAAAGCUGUUAACUGUUUUGUUUACACUGUUCAUAAACGGAGUAACCCUGCUUCCUUAAGUAACUCCUUAAAUAAUUUGCACAACAAUAUGGAAAAUCAGAUAAGACUAAAACUAGAACACAACCUACAUGGCUCUUAGUGAGGGCCGAUGCAGUUUCUCUCCUCUCCUUCCCCUUAUCUUCCGUGCUUUGCUUCUUUGUCUUGUCUAGUCUAGUGUCUAGUAUCUUAUACCAAGAGACUCUCUCCACUCUACUCUCCAAAACUGAAUUAUUGACGUCCCCAAGUCAGGAAUGGUCACAGUCAAGGCCAGCUGGAGUCAACUCGGAGAUUACAAUAGACACAGAGAGUCUCCCCUGUACCCAACCCCUCGCAGAUUUGCACCCCCCGCCUGGUGAGCGGGUCUGUUGUAUCCACCACCAAUGGCUGCGGGAUCCAGAUGGCUGCUUACCUACGUUGGGUUAACUCCACACCCCUACCCUACCCAGUUGUGGAAAUGUUUGUAUUGUGUUUUGACUGUGCUGAUAUCGAGGAGGUGCUGUUUUCUUGUGUACUCAUAGCACACGAUAGGAGCAUGGUCUGGGGGCACUUCUUUUUUUUUCUCCUCACCCUAUUCUCAUGUUAUGCUGCAUGGUUUAUUCCUGUUUGCUCCCUGUCUUCCAGUCUGGUCCAUGUCUAGUCUCCCCGUGUGAUACUGUACUGUGUUUCACCUCAGAUGAGGUGACAGAUCAGAAAUGAAGCUUUUCUGAAUGUCUUUAGAAUGAUCUUGAGCUGGAUCAGACCAAGUAUAAGAGCACAUAGACUAGUAUACACACGAAGCACUAUGGGACCUACCUGGACCACAAAAGGAUUACACACAUAGACUACAUGGAAAAGAUAGUACUUCCUUUUCUAAUUUAAUGUUGAAAAUCACAUUCUAUUGUCUAAAGAGAGUUUUUUUUUUUUUUAUUAUAAUUGUGGUAUCAGAAGUUAAGCAGUGCACUAGUCUACAUAUCAAGUAACUUUACCAAAGAAACACCGUGUAUUCUUAUAUACUGCGUUAUUUUAAGUAGUUCUCGUUAGAAAAUAACAAGUGCCUUUAGUUAAUAUUGCACCUGUAGCAAAUCGUGAAAAGGGAUUUUUAAUGAAAUACCAAUGAAAUUUUAAUAAUCUUGUUUGCAAAAAUGGAUAAGUAAUGAUGCCCCUUCUGUCCAAAUGUGGAAUAAUUUAAUGUCUGAGAUGAUGACUGGUUAAGAUGCUGUCUCAAUGGCAAAUAUAAUCAUUUAAAAAAAAUUGAAAAUUGCUCUGAACUGUUUGAAACUCUUUUUGUUUGUAUAAUUUUUAAAAAUGCAAAAUAAAAAUAAUAUAUAAAAAAGA